AUGAAUAUUAGAGCAAAUUACAAGAAGCGAAUUACGAAUAUCACGAAGGUGAACUGGUCCUGCUCAAAGAAGAGAACGUGCCUCCACUUAAAUGACGCAUGGGUUAUCCAGAGGCUCUUCACAGGACCGGAUAGCGUGCAGGGAGUCGCUGAUGUGAAAACAUCCAAAGGGAUUGUCCGACGAACCCUCCACAAGUUACGCUGCCUCACAGGAUCAAAUCUGCGGCAGCAAGUCCACCUACUCGAGCUCCUUCAGUCGUCGAGGGGUGGCAAGAUGAUAGGAGUUAACCUUCGCACCUGG
Molecule: messenger RNA, 300 nt
Organism: Iphiclides podalirius (scarce swallowtail)
Lineage: Eukaryota; Metazoa; Arthropoda; Insecta; Lepidoptera; Papilionidae
Source: the annotation of a GenBank genome assembly